Molecule: messenger RNA, 480 nt
Organism: Oldenlandia corymbosa var. corymbosa
Lineage: Eukaryota; Viridiplantae; Streptophyta; Magnoliopsida; Gentianales; Rubiaceae
Source: the annotation of a GenBank genome assembly
AUGGCUACCGGAUCCAGUCGACCCGAUCCAUCUUUCAAGCCCUCCGGUCGAUCACUCAUCCCCGCGGCCAAGGAUCUAAAAGCUAUAGAAGCCGCUAUCACUAGUUCGGAACCCCUUAUUAAGAGAGUCGAUUUCGAUGACGAAGGCGACGACUUGAAAUGCCCAGUUUUGGAUUAUUAUCCCCACGUCGUUAAUGGUGGGUUCGUCAUGAAUCCUAAAUCCAUCAAACCCUUUCCCCCCAGUUUCGAAGAUGAUAGCUUUCGGGAAGAGAAGGGACUCCCUGCUUUAGGUAUUCAUCACCGAGAUGGGGUUUUGUUUGCUGUUAAUCAUGCCCAACCAGAUCUUUGUGACACAGCUGUUACUUAUCCUCGUCUUGGUCUGGUUGCCACUAUUUCUGGAGGAAAGGUGGAUGACUGCUCACAGUUGCUUGGAGAACUGAAAACCAAGGUUUCCCCCUUUUUGAAUCUAUUGUUGUCUUAG